Molecule: messenger RNA, 1344 nt
Organism: Vitis vinifera (wine grape)
Lineage: Eukaryota; Viridiplantae; Streptophyta; Magnoliopsida; Vitales; Vitaceae
Product: aspartic proteinase CDR1-like
Exons: 1
Coding region: 1-1344 (447 amino acids)
Biological process (GO): proteolysis
Cellular component (GO): extracellular region
Molecular function (GO): aspartic-type endopeptidase activity
Source: RefSeq, a predicted model, not a curated record
AUGGAGGGUUUCAGCCUGAAGUUUCUCUUCUACACCUUAGCAGUCAUCUUCUUCAUUCAUUUCUCUGGACUUUCUCACACAGAAGCCAGCAAUAAGGGCGGUUUCAGUACUGAUCUCAUCUCCCGUGAUUCGCCUCUCUCCCCCUUCUACAAUCCAUCCGAAACCCAGUUUGAUCGCCUGCAGAAAGCCUUCCAUAGGUCCAUUUCGCGUGCCAACCAUUUUAGGGCUAAUGGAGUGUCUACAAACAGCAUCCAAUCUCCUGUAAUAUCCAAUAAUGGAGAGUAUCUCAUGAACAUAUCACUUGGAACCCCACCAGUUUCAAUGCAUGGCAUUGCUGACACAGGAAGUGAUCUCUUAUGGAGGCAGUGCAAGCCUUGUGAUAGUUGUUACGAACAAAUUGAACCUAUUUUCGAUCCCGCAAAGUCCAAAACUUACCAAAUUUUAUCGUGUGAGGGCAAAUCCUGCAGCAACCUGGGAGGUCAAGGUGGUUGCAGUGACGACAACACCUGCAUUUACAGUUACUCUUAUGGAGAUGGUUCACACACCUCUGGAGAUCUCGCUGUUGACACCCUCACAAUUGGAUCCACUACAGGUAGACCGGUUUCGGUUCCAAAGGUUGUUUUUGGGUGUGGGCAUAACAAUGGUGGAACCUUUGAACUUCAUGGUUCUGGCCUUGUAGGCCUUGGAGGUGGCCCUCUGUCAAUGAUUUCCCAAUUGCGUCCGCUGAUCGGCGGACGAUUCUCCUACUGCUUGGUUCCGUUAGGAAAUGAUCCAAGUGUGUCAAGCAAAAUGCAUUUUGGUAGUCGGGGAAUUGUCUCCGGUGCCGGAGCAGUUUCAACUCCUUUGGCUAGCAGACAACCUGAUACAUUCUACUAUCUUACAUUAGAAAGCAUGAGUGUUGGAAGCAAGAAGCUGGCAUACAAGGGUUUUUCCAAGGUGGGAUCUCCUCUUGCAGAUGCAGAUGAGGGCAACAUUAUCAUUGAUUCUGGGACAACAUUAACCCUUCUCCCCCAAGAUUUCUAUGGUACCUUGGAAUCAAAUGUAGUCAGCGCCAUUGGCGGUAAGCCUGUUAGGGAUCCGAAUAAUGUUUUUAGUCUUUGUUACAGUAAUCUAUCAGGCUUACGCAUCCCUACUAUCACUGCUCAUUUCGUGGGAGCAGACCUUGAGUUGAAGCCAUUGAACACAUUUGUCCAAGUCCAGGAAGAUUUGUUUUGCUUCGCCAUGAUACCGGUAUCUGACUUGGCCAUCUUUGGGAACUUGGCACAGAUGAACUUCUUGGUAGGGUAUGAUCUCAAGAGCAGGACGGUCUCCUUCAAGCCUACUGAUUGCACCAAGAUUGAUUGA